GAGAUGAUAGAAAGUGACAUCCCGCCCAAAAUGUCAGGAAUGAUCAGAAGCUCGGGGCACAGUCACCACCGCUCUCCGCAGGAGUACAGGCUCCUGCCUCCCACGGGUGAUGGCGAGCUCCCCGGGGACCUUCAGUCACUGUCAUGGCUCACGGCCGUGGAUGUGCCUCGGCUGCAGCAGAUGGCAAGCGGACGCAUAGACCUGGGAGGCCCCAGCCUGUCACACCCACACCCAGGUGCCUUGGCUGGCAUGCAAGACCUGCAUGUGUGCGCGACCCCACGUCCCCUGCUCCGUGGCCAAACUGCCAUGGUCCCCAGAGGCAUGCUGGGCUUGGGCCCCAUAGGCAGCCACAGAGCCAGCGCCGAGCAGAUGAACCCGUUCCCCACGGGAGGUCAGUCCUCAUCAGGCCUGCCGGAAAUGCCACAGCUGUAUUCGCCUGCUGCCCAAGUCCAGUUCCCUCUACCUCCGGGGUCCCAGCAGUGCCCUCCUGUGGGCCUCUAUGGCUCUCCAUUUGCAGCUCGGCCUUCCUACCCAGGGGCCCACAGGGCCGUACAUUCAUCUCAGGAGCUGCACCCCAAACACUACCCCAAGCCCAUCUACUCCUACAGCUGUCUGAUCGCCAUGGCCCUGAAGAGCAGCAAGACUGGCAGCCUGCCCGUGAGCGAGAUCUACAGCUUCAUGAAGGAGCACUUCCCCUACUUCAAGACAGCGCCUGACGGCUGGAAGAACUCAGUGAGACACAACCUGUCACUCAACAAGUGCUUCGAGAAGGUGGAGACCAAGUCCAGCGGCUCCUCGCGGAAGGGCUGCCUGUGGGCCCUGAACCUGGCACGCAUCGACAAGAUGGAGGAGGAGAUGCACAAGUGGAAGAGGAAAGAUCUCGCCGCCAUACAUCGCAGCAUGGCCAACCCGGAGGAAUUGGACAAGCUCAUCUCAGACCGGCCGGAAAGCUGCCGGCGUCCUGGCAAACCCGGGGAGCCUGAGGCCCCCGUGCUGACUCAUGCCACCUCGGUGGCCAUGGCCCACAGCUGCCUGGCCAUCCCCCAGCUCCCACCAAAGCCACUGAUGACCCUGUCCCUGCAGUCAGUCCCCCUGCACCACCAGGUCCAGCCUCAGGCACACCUGGCCCCAGACUCGCCGGCGCCAGCGCAGACCCCGCCUCUGCAUGCCCUACCUAACCCCAGCCCAGGGCCUCUCCCCCAGCCAGCCAUGGGCAGGGCUCCCGGGGACUUCCUCAACAUCAGCACUGACAUGAGCACGGAGGUGGACGCCCUGGACCCCAGCAUCAUGGACUUCGCUCUGCAGGGUAACCUGUGGGAAGAGAUGAAGGAGGACAGCUUCGGCCUGGACGCUCUGGGGACCUUCGGGGACUCCCCACUGGGCUGUGACCUGGGGGCCUCAAGCCUGGCCCCUGUGUCUGGCAGCAGUGACCAGCCCUUCCCUGAGGUGCAGGUGACGGGUCUCUAUGCUGCGUACUCCACGCCAGACAGUGCGGCCCCAUCGGCGGCCACCUCUGCGCAGUUCCUGGGGACUCCAGGGAGCAAGUCCAUAGCUCUACUCUGAGCCGCCGGCCUGGAAGAAAGGCCCCAGGCUCCGCAGCGUCUUGCUGCGGGUUGACAGGAAGUGACAGCUCUUGCUUCUUCCUGCUCCCCCCAAUGCUCCCACAGGAUGCUUCUGGGGCACCCAAGUCAGAAGCGUGGGAGAAUGGCAACCACUCCGCCUCCCCUUCUCCUGCAGGGCCCGAGACAGGGGGAUGGCUAUGUUGAGACCUGGCUCUCUGUAGUCCAGGCUCCUGGCAGGGCCCCGGACGGUCAGUGGCCCACCUUAGGACACAGUGGUAUGUCACAGAGUCACAGGGGAAAGGCUCUGAGCACACGCAUUCUCCUAGGAGAGGAACCCCUGCCUAGGCCUCAGAGCGUGGCCCAAGGCUGGGGAAGGACCAGGUCAGCCUUGGUUGUGCCUGAGGGUGACAUGGCCGACCUCUGCCGGCAUCCACUGCAGGCUCCUGCCCAUUCCUCCUCGAGUUUUCAGAGCCAGCUGACUGUGUACAUUUAUUUAUAUUUAUUGUGACCCCAGCUGAGGUUUCUGGAACGAGACCCUUGGCGGCUCCUCACCACUCAGCAAUCCCAACUCCCUAGUGACCCCACAUCUCCAGCCUGCCCAGGCAGCCCCAGCAGCCACCCCCCCAUCCCCUUCAGAGACUCGGCAAGCGCUUUUGCUCCUGGGAAGUGCCCCAUCCGUUUCCUAUUAGAUCAGAUCUUUUUCUUGGUGUUUCAUCAUGGCUCGCAUCUACUCUUGAGUUCGAAGAGGAUUUCUCUAAGGCCUGUGGGGUGGAGACAGGAGGAAAGGGCCGAGAACUACCUGUGCCAGCACUGAGACUUUUGUGACCGGAAGAUAUGAGCUCACGUCACCCCGAGCAGCAGUACAGCGUGGGACAUUACCGGCUCUGGCUGCCAUGGCUUUGUCUGUGUCUAUUCUUAGAUUGCUCUCUUGUUCCUUCACUGGGUUUUCCAAGUGAGGGUUCUGCAUGCAGGUGGGGUCACUGGGGAGAGGGGUGGGCCACCUCCACCCACCCUUUUCUACCUUGAUAUCUGACCCCGUAUCUGGGAGUUCACACCCUAGGGCUCAGUGUUCUGGAGGGCCAGCAGGGGGGCCAGCUGUCCGGAAGGGCAGCGUGAAGCCUUGUCUUCGAGGGCCAUCUCUUAGGCGCCCCCCACAUCUAGAACUGCACGGGCACGGCUGUCUUUAGACGAUGCAGCCCGGCCCUUCUGGCCAGCCUGGCUCAGCUGCUACGUGGCCGUACGUGCCGGGGCCCUCGCUAGGUCACACUGUUUAAGUGUUAGGACCCCAUAUCCGGGCAGUGCCAAGACUCUGUAGGUGUAGU
Molecule: messenger RNA, 2884 nt
Organism: Meriones unguiculatus (Mongolian gerbil)
Lineage: Eukaryota; Metazoa; Chordata; Mammalia; Rodentia; Muridae
Gene: Foxn4
Product: forkhead box N4
Exons: 9
Coding region: 4-1563 (519 amino acids)
Biological process (GO): regulation of DNA-templated transcription
Cellular component (GO): nucleus
Molecular function (GO): DNA-binding transcription factor activity; cis-regulatory region sequence-specific DNA binding
Source: RefSeq, a predicted model, not a curated record